Messenger RNA from Ambispora gerdemannii, 348 nucleotides. NCBI's taxonomy places the organism in Eukaryota, Fungi, Glomeromycota, Glomeromycetes, Archaeosporales, Ambisporaceae. The record is from the annotation of a GenBank genome assembly.
AUGUUAGCGGCUAUUGAAAAAGCCCGGCAAGAAAGCAAAAAUAAACAAGGGAAUAAAAAGGAAAGUUUUGUUCCACCAGUUCCCAAAAUACCAAAACCCCACUCAAAACAAAAUCCUUCAGAUAAAAAAACACCUUCCAUACCUUCUCUAGAUGAAUUGGCGAAAGAAGAAAAAGUAUCAUUAGAGUCAGAAAUUGAGAAAAUUAAAGAAGACAUUAAGUUUGAUGAUCCUAUAAAAAAAAAAAGAUUUGACAAGAAAAGUUGUUUACAAUUGGCCUAUGAUCCUGAUUGGUGGAGUGGUAGUGAUAAGUUUGGUAAUAACUCUAAUAUUUUCAAUAUCAAAGAGUAA